CAACAAUCCAGUCAAGCGAAUCAGAACGUAAAGCGCAGCUUUACCUCCCUACCUUGUCAUUCAUACUACCAGCCCUCGAAGACCAGCUACGCACUAAGUCUAGAUACUUAGUCUUUACCAAUCGGCUUUAAAAUUACAAACACACAAUCACAAUGGUCGACGACAAAUCAUCAACACCAGCGGUCUCCCACGCGCGUGCCCAUAACGACUUUGGGACGAACCUUUGGGUCCGUCAAGGGGCAGUUGAGCACCGACACCCAACAGCCGGCCGCGGCCUCUUCGCGGGUCUACAAGACAUGAAGAAGUACAAUGUUGAACACGGGUGGGCGAAGCGGAAUGCAGACGCCUCUACAGGGCUUGGAGGUUGGCUGUGGAAUAAGAUAUUCGGCGGGAACUAUAAGCCAUAUGACUGAUUAGCCCGGGAUCAAGGUGGAAGAAAAGGAUUUGUCAUAGACAUGGGAUGGGAGAAGUAUAGAGAUCUUUAAUGCUGUCAUGUUUGUUUUAACAAGGGCUUUCUUCGCGAUAUCAUGAAUAUACCACGCAACCAUGCAUCCACAACGCAUCACGUCCCUUCUGACCUUUUCAUGCUGAGCAUAUGGGCGCCCUAGACUCCUGUCCCAGAUUAUAGGGCUUGUCUACUGUGGCAUCCUCAUCUAGGCAAACAUUAAGGCUCCAAGGGCGCCUGGCCAAGUAUCAUAGCUCGGUCAGGGAAAGAACCUACCGUAUAGACUUACCAGUCCUUCGAGCCUCUUCAGUGGACUAUAGCUCAAUAUUUGGGUAACCUGGGGAGUUCUGUAGGUAGCCAUUUCUAUAGCUCCGUCCUGAAGUCUUUUUUUAUAAAAUUGUGUUUGUGAGCUUGU
Aspergillus nidulans FGSC A4 is the source of this 860-nucleotide messenger RNA. RefSeq lists its product as uncharacterized. The record is from RefSeq and is a predicted model, not a curated record. The transcript has 3 exons. Bases 153 to 413 code for a protein of 86 amino acids. Lineage: Eukaryota; Fungi; Ascomycota; Eurotiomycetes; Eurotiales; Aspergillaceae.